CGGCUUCCUCUGUUGGGUGGAAUUGGGGGCUGGGCCCCCAAACAGGCGCCUUCCCCUCCUCCCCCCACUGCCACCGGCUUCCCCCUUCCUCCGAGACAAGGGACAGAGGCUCAGGCCCAGGGAGCAGGAUCUGACUUCCUCUUGUCCCCAAAUGAGCAUGCCUGCCCUUCACCGGCAGCUUUGGGGCUCUCACACAGAGGAAACCAAAAGCAGAGAGGGCGGGCAGGCGGAGCAACCAAUCAAAGUCAGAGUGAGGCUCAAAACCAGCAGCUCCCCAGGGGAGCCAGGCAGAGGCUGGGGGCCAUGGCAGAACUGCAACAGCUUCAGGAGUUGGACAUCCCCGCGGGCCGGGAGGCUCUGCUAGACAACCACAGUGCCCUGCUGCGUGUCGCCGAUUACUGCGAGGAGAACUAUGUGCAGGCCACGGACAAGCGGAAGGCGCUAGAGGAGACCAUGGCCUUCACCACCCAGGCUCUGGCCAGUGUGGCCUACCAGGUGGGCAACCUGGCCGGACACACUCUACGCAUGCUGGAACUACAGGGAGUUGCCCUAAGGCAGGUGGAGGCCCGUGUCAGCACACUAGGCCAGAUGGUGAAUAUGCACAUGGAGAAGGUGGCCCGCCGGGAGAUUGGCACCUUAGCCACUGUCCAGCAGCUGCCCCCUGGCCAGAAGGUCAUCGCCCCUGAGAGCCUCCCCCAGCUCACACCCUACUACAGAAGACCCCUCAACUUUGGCUGCCUGGAUGACAUUGGCCAUGGGAUCAAGGACCUGAGCACGCAGCUGUCCCGGACCGGAACCCUGUCUCGCAAAAGCAUCAAGGCUCCUGCCACACCGGCCUCUGCUACGCUAGGGAGACCACCCCGGAUCCCAGAGCCGGUACAGCUCCCCACGGUGCCGGACGGCAAACUCUCCACUGCCUCAUCCGCCUCAUCUCUGGCCUCGGCAGGCAGCACCGAAGGGGUCUCCCCGACGAACACGCAGGGGGCGCCCCCACCCCCACCUCUCCCCGGCGCCGCUGUCCCGCCUCCUCCUCCCGCACCAGCCGAAGUCUUCCUGCCUCCCCCUCUCCUGGAGGAGCUGUCUCCGCCCCCUCCGGCCGCAGAGCUGCCCCCUCCUCCACCCUUGGACGUGGAUGAACUGGGGCUGCUGCCCCCGCCGCCGCCGGGAUUUGGGCCAGAGGAGCCCAGCUGGGUCCCCGCAGACUACUUGGAGAAAGUGGUGACGCUGUAUCCCUACACCCGGCAGAAGGACAAUGAGCUGUCCUUCUCCGAGGGCACCAUCAUCUGCGUCACCCGCCGCUACUCCGACGGCUGGUGCGAGGGCGUCAGUUCCGAUGGCACAGGAUUCUUCCCCGGGAACUACGUGCAGCCCAGCUGUUGACGGCGCGAGCCUUUCCUGGCGUCCACCCGUGCCGGCUGGCGGCCAGCAAGACCAGGCUCUGCCCGCUUCUAGGGCUGAAGGUGGCGGCAGUUCUGGGGAGAGUGGAGGUACCCGGAAGACUUGCUGCAAACGGGACAGAAUCGGAGACCACGACCCCCACCCCAGUCACAGGGAACCCCUCCCACAGGCAGGGCGGGGUCUCCAGCUACUGCAAGUGCCAACUCAGAAUAAAACCGAGGAGCCCAGGGCCGCCCCGCAGGGCUAGGGGCCAGAGGAGCAGGACAGACAGGCGUCAGCGCAGCCGCGGACUGCACUUUUUCCUUCUGCACUGUGCUUGCAGUGUGUG
Molecule: messenger RNA, 1726 nt
Organism: Ochotona princeps (American pika)
Lineage: Eukaryota; Metazoa; Chordata; Mammalia; Lagomorpha; Ochotonidae
Gene: ABI3
Product: ABI family member 3
Exons: 8
Coding region: 304-1380 (358 amino acids)
Biological process (GO): regulation of cell migration
Cellular component (GO): lamellipodium
Molecular function (GO): SH3 domain binding
Source: RefSeq, a predicted model, not a curated record